AUGCCCCUCAAAGUACAAGCCCACGACCUCGUCCACGAGACCGGUCCAAGAAAAAACACGGCCAUUCCGGUGAGGGGCGAGGCGCGGACGCUCGGCCUCAAGGGUGACUACAGAAACUUCGAGAAGGACUGCGGCGUGUCGCGCGAGCAUUGUACCAUAAGAAGUCCGGACAAGCACCGGUCGCUCUGGGUCGAGGAUCGGUUGUCGCGGAAGGGCACCUACGUGUGCAUCGGCGGAGCGGGUAAAGCGUGCGAGACCUUUCCGGUGUUUCCUGAUGUUUGUUUGCGGUUGUCGAAGUCGAAUUUUUAUUUUGCGGCGCCGCCCGAACGAGGUAGGGAGGAGUCCUCGUCGGAGGAGGAAGACGAGGACGAGGACGACGACGCAGAGUCUGACGUUUCGUUGUCAGAUGACGAUGAUACUAUCAAUGAAGACGUUGAUCAUAGACUGCUUGUUAAAUUUAGAGGGCCUCAUACUAAAAGACAGAGACGCGUCGUGUUGACUGGUUCCACCACAAUCGGUGCUUCUGAUGACUGUGACAUCGUCCUCAAGGAUGAUGAUGAAAUGGCGCCCGUGCACUGUUCGGUAGAGCUCGACAAGGACAAGGGCGUCUUCUUCGUCAAGCCCCAUGAUACGUCGUCAGGUACGUACGUCAAGCUCUCCGAAAAAACUUCUUUCGAGCUCAACGAAGGCGACGUUUUGCGGUUGGGCGACGCGCGACUCGGUGUGCGGAAGACGGAGGCCUGGGCGUUUAGUGGGUGGCUGGAUUCCAUGCUGCUGAAGCUCGCUCUUUGCUUAUUUAAGGUCGAAGAGAAUCAUCGGGAGCGGCUCAAGCCGCUCGGGGAGACAUAUGUGUGGAACCGGUUCCGGGCGUAUCGCAAAAGAAGCGGCAAGCGCCACGACCCGCCGGUGGGCGAGCGGGGGUGGCGGGCGGGGGCUUGUUGA
Messenger RNA from Pelagomonas calceolata, 942 nucleotides. NCBI's taxonomy places the organism in Eukaryota, Pelagophyceae, Pelagomonadales, Pelagomonadaceae. The record is from the annotation of a GenBank genome assembly.